Molecule: messenger RNA, 6277 nt
Organism: Cottoperca gobio
Lineage: Eukaryota; Metazoa; Chordata; Actinopteri; Perciformes; Bovichtidae
Gene: osbpl8
Product: oxysterol binding protein-like 8
Exons: 25
Coding region: 420-3476 (1018 amino acids)
Cellular component (GO): cytosol; cortical endoplasmic reticulum; membrane
Molecular function (GO): cholesterol binding
Source: RefSeq, a predicted model, not a curated record
CCCAUGACAGAAUCGUGCAGGCGGGCUAGUGGCUAACAAGUUGACUGAAUAUCUGUGGUCAGCAGCCGGUAGAGCCAGUGACUGUGAAGUUCAUUUCUAAAUGUAGAAACUUUAAUCUUGACGCCACCGGGCUGAGGAGCACGCGACACAGCUGAAGCAGUAAAUACCUGACGUUGAUAAUAAACAUCAAAACGUUGCUAGCUAACAGUUAGCAUACAGAAACACGUCCCUGGGGACUGCCUACAUAUUUACAACCAGAGUUUACCUUCCGUGAGCCAGUCAGACAACCUCCCGACACCCACACACCGAAGCUAAGAGGCUGUGUUGUGAAUGUAAUGGUGUUUUCUGCUACCCGAGCUGCAUGAGAUAUGCAGUCGUCAGAGCAGCACUGACAGGCCUGACUCUGGUUCAACACAACCAUGGAGUCGUCCUCUGAGUCCCAGCAGGAGCCUGAGAAAACUUUGCACCAUGCAGAGUUGAGAGAGCACCUUGCCACCUCCGCUGCCGUAGUGUGCGGUGAUGACCCCGUCCUUCUGACCCCAGGCAGGAUGAGCCAGCGGCAGGUCAAGGACAAGGAGAAAGACAAAGACAAGGACAAGGACAAGGAGAAGGAGAAGGAGGCCGGCCUCCAAACGCCCAGCAGGGAGCACGUCGCCACCCCCUCCUCCCUCAGCCCGGGGAUCAGCUACAGCCACGCUGCGUGGGACGUAUCGGACAGUUUCCCGACCCCCCUCCUCGAUCUUCUACCCGUGAGUUUCCUUAGCACUCCCCCACCCCUCCUGUCCUUCCUCCCACACACCGAGGGAGCUCCCGCCGGCCCCAUGAUGAAGGAGGAGGGCCUGCUGAGUCGACGCCGUUUCUCCACGUGCGGCGGUACGGCGUCGCUUCGACCUCCACACCCAGAUGGACGCAAACUCAUCCGCAAUGCCUCCUUCGGGGGCUAUAACGAGCUGUCACCCAUCUCGCUGCCAGGUUUCGACAGAGGGAAGGAGGACCUCCUGCCUCUGCCUCUGAAAGAAGACUCACAUUCCAUAUCCAAGAGCAAAUCUGAAACGAAGCUGUACAAUGGCUCAGACAAGGAUGUGUCGGCAUCCGGAGGAAAGCUCACCAAGAAGGAGUCCCUCAAGGUGCAGAAGAAGAACUACAGGGAAGAGAAGAAGAGGGCGACGAAGGAGCUGCUCAGCACCAUCACCGACCCCUCCGUCAUAGUCAUGGCCGACUGGCUCAAGAUCCGUGGGACUCUGAAGAGCUGGACCAAGCUGUGGUGUGUUCUGAAACCAGGCGUCCUGCUCAUCUACAAAACACACAAGAACGGGCAGUGGGUUGGAACGGUGCUGCUGAACGCCUGCGAGCUCAUCGAGAGGCCGUCUAAGAAGGACGGCUUCUGCUUCAAGCUCUUUCACCCGCUGGAGCAGUCCAUCUGGGCUGUCAAGGGUCCUAAAGGAGAAGCAGUCGGCUCCAUCACGCAGCCAUUACCCAGCAGCCACCUCAUCUUCCGUGCUGCCUCUGAAUCUGAUGGUCGAUGCUGGAUGGACGCCUUAGAGCUGGCCCUGAAGUGCUCCAGCCUGCUGAAGAGGACCAUGAUCCGCGAGGGGAAGGAGGACAUGAGCACAGUCGCCACAGGCGGAGAACACUCCAUUAACUUCUACAGCCUGCUCAGAGCCCACAACAUCCACGGUUUCCAGUUCAACGACAGCGACCACUUGAAGGACCCAGACCUGUACUCGGACAAGUCGGACAGGGAGGGAGAGCAGGACCACGAGGAGUCAGACCCCGAAGGCCUGGAGAAGAGCGAGGAGAGCGACAGCGACACGUCGGAGCGCCAAGAUGACUCGUACAUCGACCUAGACCCCAACGAACAUCUGCGGGAAACACCGUACUUAGAGCAGUCGCAUGAGGAGCUGGGAGAGGCUGGUGAAGCUGCCCAGACUGAGACGGUAUCAGAGGAGAAUAAAUCUCUGAUCUGGACUCUGCUGAAGCAGGUGCGGCCGGGCAUGGAUCUGUCCAAGGUGGUGCUGCCCACCUUCAUCCUGGAGCCGAGGUCCUUUCUGGACAAGCUGUCUGACUACUAUUACCACGCAGACUUCCUGUCAGAGGCUGCAAUCGAGGAGAACGCUUACAACCGGAUGAAGAAGGUGGUGAAGUGGUACAUCUCGGGAUUUUACAAGAAGCCAAAGGGCUUGAAGAAGCCUUAUAACCCCAUCAUUGGAGAGACGUACCGCUGCAUGUGGCUCCACCAGCAGACCAACAGCAAGACCUUCUACAUCGCAGAACAGGUGUCUCAUCAUCCUCCCGUGUCUGCCUUCUACGUCAGCAACAGGAAGGACGGAUUCUGCCUCAGCGGCAGCAUCCUGGCCAAGUCCAAGUUCUAUGGAAACUCCCUGUCGGCCAUAUUGGACGGGGAGGCUCGGCUCAACUUCCUCAACCGAGGGGAGGACUAUGUGAUGAACAUGCCCUACGCUCACUGCAAAGGCAUCCUGUACGGCACCAUGACGCUGGAGCUGGGCGGGCAGAUCACCAUCGCGUGUGAGAAAACAGGCUACAGCGCUCAGCUGGAGUUCAAACUGAAGCCAUUCCUGGGCAGCAGUGACAGUGUCAAUCAGGUCUGUGGAAAGAUCAAGCUGGGGAAGGAGGUGUUGGCUACGCUAGAAGGACACUGGGACAGUGAAAUCUUCAUCAACGAUAAGAAGACGGGGACGGUGGAAACCUUCUGGAACCCGACGACGGAGCUGAGGCAGAGUCGACUGACGCGCUGCACCGUCCCUCCAGAGGAGCAGGGAGAGUCUGAGUCAGAAAGGCUGUGGCAGCACGUGACCCGCGCCGUCAACAACAAGGACCAAACCGAAGCCACCAAUGAGAAGUUCAUCCUGGAGGAAGCUCAGCGGAAGUCUGCCCGCGAACGGAAAGCCAAAUGUGAGGAGUGGAACCCCGCGCUGUUCGAGCAGGACCCCGUCACCGGAGAGUGGCAUUACAGAUAUGCCGACACGAGGCCAUGGGAUCCGCUCAACGACUUGAUCCAGUUUGAGAAAGACGGCUGUAUCCAGACCAAGGUCCGACACCGCACCCCUAUGGUACGUUCUGGCAGUCUUAUUAGUCUGAGUAACCAGGGGCCGCGGAGGGACAAUUGCAAGUGCCAGGUGACUGUGCCAAAGAGGAAACACAAGAGCGACAAGCCCAAGAGCCCCGAGAGUGGCUGCUCCUCACCCGAACCCGACCACCAGGACUCGUCUGGCAGCGAGCGACAUAAAAGCAAACAUAACAGUCGGCUGAGGAAAAAAGGGGCCGACCUCAGCGAACUUCAAAGUGCCAUUGAGUCUAUCAAGCAGACGCAGGAAGACAUCAACAGGAACAUCAGCGUGCUGCGGGGCCGCACGGCCGGCCGGGUGGAGAGCGGCUCCUUCCUCCAACAGCGCGACUACGUCAUCAUUGUUUUCCUCAUCCUCCUUCAGGUCCUCAUCAACUACGUCUUCAAGUAGCAGAGAGACACACACACAGUGUGGGACGCAGAGACGUGAACUUUGACAACUCUCUUCUUCUCUGUCUUUAUUACGUCCGACUACACACGUACAGGAAAGUGGAGACUUCCACACGGAAAGAGACUUUUUUAAAACCUGUUUAUUUUUAGCCAGUUCAUUCCAAAACUCUGCAGAGAUCCACAGAUUUCAAGAAGAAGAGGAGGAGGAGGAGGAGGAGGAGGAGGAGGAAGAGGGAGGAGAGGUGUUGGUGCGCUGAAGUCUCUACUGCCACUCUGGAGCUCGUUGAUGCCUUGAUGUUGGAGGCAAAGGCAGCGGCCAUUUUUUUUUAGCUGUUAUUUGUUUAGUUUUCCAGAUGGAGUGAAACUAUUGUGUGAUUUACAUUUCACCUCAAACAACAGGGAACCUUCGAACAUGGAGACAGAUUAGAAAGAACACCUUUGAUUUUAAUGUUUUUUUUAAUGUUUUCUUGGUGUGUCCUGUGUGAACAUGCGUCUGCUCAGUGGCAGUGAGAGGGACAGAAAAACAAAGUGGUCCAAAUCUAUGUGACUUUUAUUUUUUUAUUCUUAGAUACUUUGAUAUCGCCGGGGUGAAGAUAAAUAACACGAGAUAUUGUCAAAAGGAACAGAAGCUAUCAUUUCUGCUAUAAAAUAAAACUUCACCUUUUGCAUACAAAGUCGAUGUUGAAAGUCUGCGUCGUUGUAUCCUGUAGGUAGCAUGUACAGGCGGCGUGGUUACCACAUAUUGUACAGUAUUUUGUCUUCAGGCACAAAUGCACUGCAAACGUCAGAUAUUUGUUGUUGAUAUAGUUUUUUAUCAGUUGACAUCAAAAUAUUUUAACAUUUCUGCUCCGGAGGAGGUCUGGAGCAUCAACAGGCUCAAAACAAGAAGAUGUUUGUGAUUGCCCUCGUUUCAGGUAAAGGCAGUUUUGCUUUAAUCAGUCGUCUGGAAUAUGCCUUCUUAGACAUCAUGUCCAGUUUGAGGAAUGGAGUAGAAGGUGUGCUCAUUCGCUUUCUUGAGAGUUAGAUGAGCAGCUGCAAGAAAGUGAGUAAGUGCAUUUCCUAAGAUAAACUCUUUCUUUAAAAUGAGUUAUUUAAAUUUCCGAAGUCAAGUUGUGCAUCCAUCCGGUGAAAUGUAAAAGGUGUGAAGACGAGCCGAUGAAGAAACCGACCAAGAGAAGACCCUGAACUGAGCUGCCGACUCGGAUCUUCGCUUUCAGUGCGUUUGCGCCUCAGAUGUUUCUAGAAUAGACACUUUAGUAAACUACUAGUGGGAGGAGGAGAUAGACUUCUUCUAAGUACUACUAUCACCACAGUAAACCAUUCCAAAUGUACGCAAGUACCAGCCAAACUCAGUGUGUAGAGUAGGACCCCGUUCACUGUGUACAUAUCCAGCUCGUUCCUGGCGAGGAGCUUCCACGCCGAGGCUCCCACAGACACUGCGCUCUGUGCACAAGCCAGUCUUCAACCUCGUGUGUCUUUCUGUCUCCAGAUACACAUGGACACGGGGCAACACAAACAGAAGCUACACAAUUAGAUCCCUUUGAACAUGUACGUAAGACGUCGCUGUUCUUCAGCAGUUGGCUAACUGCAGAAGUGACCUGCUGCCUUCCUCUUUGGAAAACAUGUCGAGAUGAAGACGAGCUUAUGAAGAAGUUACGGGCUGAGUUUCUCCUGGAUGAAGGCAGCUCGUUUCACCACACACACAGUCUCACAAUUUAAAAUACUUCUCAUUGAGGCAAUUCAAAAAGAUCCAAACCCCUCAUGGGCGAAUCUGAACAUUGAUGUUGUAUAUCUCUACAUCUCUACCUGUCAUGAUGUUAGCCUUGUCGACGUUUACAUAUCCGACUGCCUCCGCCGUCAGCAGACUGUUGAGCGAUGAACACUUUGUAACGCAGGCGAAGAAAGACUGGUAGCGUCGUCGGGAGCCAGCUGUACCCCGUAUGUUACCCGGCUGGCCCGUGUGUAUCUGUACGUGUAUUAUUGUGUAUCCUCAUUGCCUCGAUCGCUCAUCGUAAACAGAAUCCAGAUGUGAGAAUGUGGAGAAAUAAGUUUAUACCAGUGCCUUCUAGAGUCGGACUGGGGAGGGGGUAGAGAGGGGGUGUAGUGGAAGGGGGGGGGGGGGGGGUGAUGGUGUGGAGCAAAGUGUCCCAAGGUGAACUAAUAAUGAUCUGAAUAACAGCAGAAGGUGGUGGGACGGAAGAGGGUCAGAGCCUCGUGCAGGAUUCUGACUUCAAACUCAGAACUCAUUUCCCCGCAUGGCUCUGAUCCUCGUGGCGGCUGCUGCCGUCACUACAGUUUGUAGCGCGGUGCCAUACAUGGCCUCACAAACUGACCCCCCCCCCCCACACCACCCCACCCAGCUUCCCCCCCCCGGAGCGUCGCCCGUAGUAACUCACCCGUAGGUUUCCGGAUGCUGAUUCCUGCCACAGAAGAGAGAAAUAAUCUCUCACACACCAAAUUCAGAGGGAAAUAAACGUCUCUGCUGUUUGUUGUUGUAUCUGUAAAAUAAUGCGUUUUAUUUAUUCCUCUUUUCUAUCUGGUUUCUUUUGUUUUCUGCUCGUAGUGUUCGACCUCUUUUAAAACAACACGCAGUUGGUUUUAUCCCACUCGUUACUCGACACACACAAGCGACUUGUGCACACUGUCAGUGUCAACUGCCCCACACACACACACACACACACACACACACUUUUUCCUAUCUGAGUAUGUGAAUAUAUUUACUGUAUCUCCAAGGCAACUAUAACUUCCUGUAAGUUAAUGGUCACAUGUAACAUAACACAGAAUAAAAACAAAUGACAUCCU